AUGACGAGUCAGUUUCUAGAUUACGAGCCCGUCUCGCCCAACUUUCUCUUCCAGACACAACAGGACCAUUCCCAACGUGCAUGGACGACGGAAUCCUCGCUGCCGCGGCCGGAUACGCAGUACCAGAGCCAAUGUCAGACACAAAGCCAAAGCCAAAGCCAAACCCAGACCCAGAACCUAACCUCGACCAAUAAUGAUUCGUGUGGCGCCAGCUCGCAACGCUCAACCCAGCGCCCAACGCCACCCUUUGAGGCAGCACCGGGGCCCCGGCCGUGGACAUCUGCUGCAAGUUCAACAUGCAACCUGCCCCAGCCUCUUGUUCCAGCAGAUCUGGUUCUGAUCCAGCGCCCAAGCAAGUCAAGCCAGCUUUCCCCCAUCUUUCGUCCCAAACCCAAAACUGCCAAACACUCGGACGGGCUGGAUCAAAAGGUUGCAUUGGAUGCCUCAGUGCAUCUGCAACUAAUGCAGCAGCGACGACACAGCGAGCGUCAAGAGCAACAGGCGCGGGAAUCACUCCAGCUCAGUCAACAGUCGCUGGUGUCUGUCACACAAGAGGUGGCUGCACUAGCUGACAAGCUGACCACAGCAGCGGACCACAACUCUUCUCUCUUGGACCUACUCAAUCGUUUAAACUCCAAACUCGAUGAGCAAAACACCGCGGUAGUCCAAGGCAUGGCACGGCUUCAAGCCAGCACCGAGCUCUUGCACAAGAACCUGCGAGAAGAGAUGAACGACCUCAGUAUUGCGUUGGUUCGAGAAAUGAGGCAUUCCAUGGUGAGACCAAGCCAACAGGCAGCCAUGCCCCCACCGGUAGUAGCCCCAAGUCGGUGA
Messenger RNA from Monosiga brevicollis MX1, 831 nucleotides. RefSeq lists its product as uncharacterized. The transcript has 5 exons. The record is from RefSeq and is a predicted model, not a curated record. Lineage: Eukaryota; Choanoflagellata; Craspedida; Salpingoecidae. The coding region runs from base 1 to 831 and encodes 276 amino acids.